This is a messenger RNA of Aplysia californica (California sea hare), 2685 nucleotides long. RefSeq names its product leucine-rich repeat-containing G-protein coupled receptor 4. Gene Ontology annotation, molecular function: protein binding. The record is from RefSeq and is a predicted model, not a curated record. Lineage: Eukaryota; Metazoa; Mollusca; Gastropoda; Aplysiida; Aplysiidae.
AUAUCGUGUCUGUUUGUACUCUUUAAAGAAAGUAUCUAGCUAACAAUGGGAACAUGAUUACUACCGUAUGUCAACCACGAAGAUCAACAACAGAAACAUAACAUUAAAAUUAAAGCAGAUUUUGAUCUUGACCUAGAAUAAAUAUUUAGAUCUAGGUGUAGAUUUUAAUUCUAGGUCUGGCACUGGUACAUCUUUUUUUCGUUUUAAAGACAUGUGCAGUUGCUGAUGCAGUGGUGAACAAGGAACCUACCUUAGGGUCUCAGCAUCUGGGAGGGAGGGCUUCACACAAAUGUGGUGGGUGUAAAAAUAGGUUAUGUAGGCUAGGCUAGGGGUUAGGAAGUCAUUCGAUCGGUGAUCCUAGAUUUUUUAAAUUCUUAAAGUGUGAAAAUAUGGGUUCUGCUGCCACUGCAAACACAAAAAUCUCCUCUUUGGGCCUCUUUUUGUUCGUCUUUUGUGGCAUAUUUUGCUCAUCUUACGGUUUACGCCAAGAGUCGAGAACAUGGCUCAGCGUUUUCCCCUGUGGUGUGUGUUCCUGUACAAAACGGUCUUCCAACACAACAGAAAUUGGAGAGAUUAGCAUGAAUUGCUCAUCUAGAAAUUUAAAGGCACUCCCUACAGAUUUUGCGGAUGUUUUUCUGAACAGCUCUUUCGUUCUGAAAAUAGACCUGUCAAUGAACCCACUAUUGUCAGAAAGUAUCAGUUUGAGCGAUCAGGAAGAUCAGAAUUUCUGCCAGACUUUCCCUGACAUCGAGGACCUGUCACUGGCUUUUGAUGGGUUUGAAGAAGUUCCUAUUUUUCUGAAAGGGUGUAGCAAACUCCAGGUGCUGAAUCUGACCGGAAACUGGAUCUCCUCCGUGUCGGCUGACCAGUGGCGGGGUCUCCAUAGUUUGCGCGAGCUCCACGGCCUGGGUGUGACGUCACGUCUGUCUGUGUCUGCCCUCGCGCCCCUGGCCGGCCUUGAGGAACUGGAGCUGACCUUCACCGGGCGGCGUCUGGGGGCGGGGCUUGUCGCGGGAAACCACGCCCUUCGCCGGCUCAGCCUCACGGCCACCAAAGUGUCGCGGCUGCCGGGAAGUCUGUUUGAUAAUGGAAACGAGGCUCAGGGGAUCCGUGUCCUCACUGUCAACGGACCUUUGAGGCUGUCUGUCCGAGCCGUCCACCAGCUGACCACUGACCUAUCCGGUCUACACAACCUGGUCUCCCUCACGCUGACCCAGUCUCGUGACGUCACACGCCUCGUCUUACCCACGUCUGCCUCCCUGCGGGCCCUGGAAGUGUCUGGCUGCAGCAUGACGUCAGUACCACGUGGCUGGUGGCCAUCUCUGUCCGACCUCCGGUCACUGAACCUGCACAACAACGAGAUAGACACGUUGACCUCUCUGCCGGAAAUGACCAACCUCACCGACCUUGACCUGUCCCGCAACUUCCUGUCCGCCCUGACCCCGGGGUCACUGACCGGCCUGCCUGGGUUGACCUCUCUUAACCUUUCCCGUAACACCCUAGAGGCGGUCACACCCGGCUCGCUGUCCACUCUCCCUGCACUGACCAGACUAGACCUCAGCUGGAACUACAUCAAGGAAUGGAACCCCGGCCCUCUGGCGUCUCUCCAGGUUCUGGAUCUGAGCGGGAACUUGUUGACCGAUCUAAUGUGGUCUGAGUCCGGGCGCAGCUCUGAACUCAGGUCUGUGGAUCUUUCCGAGAACGAGCUGUCUGACUUCCCGCCCGACGUCCUGGGUCUGGCCAAUGUCCGAGUGGUCAGUCUAGGGAGUAACCCGCUGACCAGCGUGCCCGGCCGGGAGAUUUGUCAUCACGUGACCUCGCUGUCUGAGCUGGGGCUGGAGGCGACCUUGCUUCACUGUGACUGUCGCGUGACGGCCUUGGCUCGGUGUCGGGAGAAGCUACAGGUCAGAGGUCACUGUGCCGGACCCUCUGACGUCAGCGGUCAAGCGGUGGGGCAACUCCAGGCUUGUGUGGUGACCACUAUUCCACCAACCACCACUACCGCCACCACCACCACUACUACCACAACCAGGCGGCAGGACAUACUAAUACAAGCGUUUUCCCGAAAAGAAGGGUUCGAACCGCCAUCCCGUGGCGACAACAGACCAGCUCAAGCGCACCAGGCCACAUCUUUGUCCAGGCCAGCGAAAAAUCCCUCCGCCUCCAGGUCCCAACCUGUUGCGACGUCUAGGAAACAGAACAUCUCUCUGACAGGAAGUGGCAACAGCAAUACUUCCAUUCCCCCGCUAGUGGCAGGCAAAAACGUCCAACAAGCUGUCACCCCCACCGUCCUGUUUCUCUCUCCGCUUCCCGUCAAACACACGGUACAGCAAUCUACGACCUUCCACUUGAUGUCCCCUCCCGUGUUGACCAUCGUCUUGGUCCUGUUGGCAACGGUCGGCGUGACUGGAGUCCUGGCUCUGUCCGUGUGGGCUGUCCGGCGCCGCCUGACCACCGGGCACGGGGAGAUUUCGUGUGGGUCUGAGGACGGGGGGCUGGGGUCAGAGAAAGACCGCUGGGCCGUGGCUGGGCCAGGCGAUGAGAUGAGCCGGCCUGCGGGGCUGCAGGAAAGCUCUGUCUGAAACUCGGGCAUUGUAAGACAAGAUAAUUAUAAUUUACAUUAGAUCUAUAUGUGGAACGGCGUGGUGGAAUCAGGCUCUCGUCAUUUUUUGGCAUGUCAAGUUA